This is a messenger RNA of Aplysia californica (California sea hare), 13141 nucleotides long. RefSeq names its product neuralized-like protein 4. The transcript has 27 exons. The coding region runs from base 39 to 4451 and encodes 1470 amino acids. Lineage: Eukaryota; Metazoa; Mollusca; Gastropoda; Aplysiida; Aplysiidae. Gene Ontology annotation, molecular function: ubiquitin protein ligase activity. The record is from RefSeq and is a predicted model, not a curated record.
AGGACCUGGCUAACCUACCAAUCACCAUCACAAAGAAAAUGGCUACCCCAGUGCCAUUACCAUCAUUUCAUACUCGCACUGGGUCUCUUGUGGCCCUGAGUAAUAACAAUCGUACUGCACAGAGGAAUCACCCUACCCAAGAAUUUAAUAAUGGGGUAGUUCUCAGUGCAGAGCCACUCCAAGACAAUCAGGUUUUCGAAGUUAAAAUUGACAGAAAGGUAAAUUCAUGGAGUGGCUCCAUCGAGAUCGGGGUGACUGUGUGCGAGCCUAGCAACCUCAACUUCCCAUUCAGCGCCACAGGGUUUCGGGACGGCACCUGGGUCAUGUCAGGCAUGAGCAUCUUGUGUGAAGGUCACUCACUGGUCGAAGACUAUGGAUGUGACCUUGAUCAGCUCACUGAAGGGGACAGGGUCGGUGUGAUGCGGUCGCCAGAGGGAGCUCUCCACUUCUAUGUAAACGGGGUCGACCAGGGCAUGGCCGCCACAGGCAUCCCCUCCCAGGUGUACGCUGUCAUUGACCUCUACGGCAAAUGUGCCCAGGUGUCAGUGUGUAAGCCCACCCAGGUUGCAGAGAGGGAAAAUGUACACCUGAAUAACGACCUGACCAAUGAAAUGGCCCAAGAGUUUUUGGCGGAGAUUUCGAACCAGAUAGCCAACGACCUGGCUGCAGAGCGGGACGGGAGCGGCUCCGACGACGAGAGGGGACCCAGAGACACGCUGCGGUUUCACGAACGUUGCGGUAAUUUGGUCAAACUGAGCAACAACCGCCGAUCGGCUGAGCGGGAGCGCCCUCUGGAUGAGUUUAACAAUGGCGUCGUCAUGACAAACAGGCCCAUACGAGACAAUGAAAUUUUCGAGAUUCAGCUUGACCGUCUGGUGGACAAGUGGUCAGGCUCCAUCGAGGUGGGCAUCACCACCCACAACCCCAACACACUGGACUUCCCAGCCACCAUGACCAACAUGCGGAACGCCAGUGCUAGCCGGACAAUCAUGAUGAGUGGCUGUGGCAUCUUGACCAAUGGGAAGGGAACACGCCGCGAGUAUGGACAGUUCAAUCUGGAUGAGCUCAGUGAGGGCGACCGCAUCGGUCUGGUGCGCAAGUCCAACGGUCACCUCCACUACUUCAUCAACGGUCUGGACCAGGGCAUGGCCUCCUCCAACUCGCCGUCCCCGGUCUGGGGCGUGGUGGACCUCUACGGCAUGGCAGUCAAGGUGUCCAUCGUGGACCACACGCCCGUCGACCCGCCAGAGACGGCCUCGGCGACCGCCGCGGGCACCUCCAGCUCCCUCCCCGCGCAGCCCGCCGAGCGGAGCCUGGGCAACAUGCUGCGGCAGUUCCUGGACUCGUGCGAUGGCGGGGACCGCGCCGACUCGCAAGCUGGCACAGAGACAGAGGAGGUGGAGAAGCUUUUGUUCAGCCCGGUGUGCGGGGUUAACGCUGCCGUCAUCAACGGAAACAAAACUGCCCACAGGCCCAAUGCCACAGAAGAUUUCAACAACGGUGUGAUCCUGACCAACCGCAUCCUGCGGCCCAACGAGGUCUUCGAGGUGCGGCUUGACCGGCUGGUGGAGAAGUGGGCGGGCUCCGUCGAGAUCGGGCUGACCACCCACCAGCCCGGCGAGCUGGACUUCCCGUCCACCAUGACCAACAUACGCUCAGGCACCUGGAUGAUGACCGGCAACGGGGUCAUGCACAACGGCUCCACGGUCAUCGAGGACUACGGGCAGAACCUUGACCGGCUCAAGGUGGGCGACAGGGUCGGCGUGGUGCGUAAACAAGACGGGACGGUCCAUUUCUUCGUCAACAGCGUGGACCAGGGGGCCUGCGCGGCCAACGUGCCCGCCACCGUCUACGGGGUCAUCGACCUCUACGGCCAGGCCGCUCAGGCCACCAUUGUGGAUAUUUCAGAUGCGCUGACCUCACCUGACACAGAUUCGAGCGUGUUCACAGAUCCGGACCAGCUCAAGUUCCACACGCGUCACGGUCGCAACGCAGCCGUGCUCCACUCGGGCCUGACGGCCGCCCGGCCCAACGCCACUGGCGAGUUCAACGACGCCAUCAUCAUGAGCAACCGGCCGCUCAGGGACGGCGAGCUGUUUGAGGUGGUCAUCGAGAAAAUGGUGGACCGCUGGUCAGGUUCCCUGGAGGCAGGAGUGACGCUGGUCAAGCCGGAAGACAUCGACUUCCCCAGCACCAUGACUGACAUAGAACACGACACCUGGAUGCUCAGUGGUUCAGCCAUCAUGCAGGACGGUGCCACUAUACGCAACGGCUACCCGCUUGACCUUGACUCUCUGACCAUCGGCUCGCGGGUGGGCAUGAUGCGAUGCUCCGACGGCACGCUGCACUACUUUCUGGACGGAGUGGACCAGGGGGUGGCCAGUGCAGAUAUAGCUCCAGGCGUGUACGCUGUGAUCGACCUGUACGGUCAGUGUGGCCAGGUGAGCAUGUCGUGUGGGACCAUCGUGAUGCCACCCGCCCACCUCCUGCCCCAGCCCGCCAGUCUACACACAGAGCCACUGUCCACGCCCUCCGUCGCCAACACAGAGGUGACCCACAGACUGAGCAAGUGUUGCGGCAAAAACAUCACCUUACGCAGCACAUGCUGGGGAGCUAGUCGCGUGCAGGGAUACAACCACGGCAUUGUCUUCAGCUCAGAGCCACUUAAGUACGACGAGAUUUUCGAGGUGGAGGUGAGCGAGGUGUCUGCCCAAUGGUCAGGCUCCCUCAAGAUCGGACUGACCACCAUGGCCAUCUCCGACAGCAGCUCGCCGGUCAAUAUCCCUGCCACCGCCGACGAGAUCACCUCCAAGGUCACCUGGGUCGUGGUGGGGUCGGAGGUGAAGAAGAACGGCGUUGUGGUCAAGGAUAACUACGCUCCGUCCUUGGCCAGGUUACAGGUGGGCGACCGACUCGGCGUGUGUCGCGACUCUGACGGGGCCAUGCACGUGCUCCUCAACGGGGACGACCUUGGAGAAGCAGCCUCGGGGAUCCCUAAGAAUGUGUUUGCGGUGGUGGACAUCCACGGGUGUGUGGAGGGUGUGGUGGUCAUCAGCAGCUGUAGCGUGGACAGCACCAGCAUCAGUCUCUCGCCCGCCGUAGAGACGGAGCUCACGGCACCGGACCGGGACCAGGACAGUGACACAUCGGCCCACCUGACCACCUGUUUCCACGGCAACCACGGGAAGAACGUGCUGCUGAGGGAGGGCGGCAAGCAGGCGGAGCGUCUGACCAGCUACAACCACGGCAUGGUCGUGGGCAACAGACCACUCAAACGAAGGACUCUCUUCCAGGUCAAGCUGGGUCGUCUCAACAAGAAGUGGACGUCUUCGCUGAUGAUCGGGAUUGUGGGAUUCCCUGUGGACAAGUUCACGUUCCCAAUCUCUGCCUCGCUCAUCUGGAAGCCGUGCGUGGUGAUCCAGGGGGAGGCCGUGUUUGUCUCAGGGUUCAAGGUGAAGGACCACUACGGGCCCAACCUGGACACGCUGGGAGAGAACUGCCGCGUGGGCGUGGUGGUGGACGAGGACUCAUGCCUCCACCUGGUGGUCAACGGCAUCGACUACGGCGUGGCGGUGAGGGACGUCCCUCAUCCCUGCUGGCCGCUCGUCGAUCUCUAUGGCCAGUGUGAACAGGUGGUGAUUCUGCCAGAGGAUUUGGAGAACCCAGCGGUGACGGGGGUGAAGGAAGAGUGUGAGAAAGCCGACCUGGAGAACAAAGGGAAAGAGAAGAGUUCAAGUGGGGUGGACAACGGUCAGACAGUCCGCCACUGCGAGUAUCUCAACAUCUGCAACAGAUUCCGUGCCUCUUUGGCUCUGCCAGAUGGCUAUUUCGAAGGACCUCCGUCCUGCUUCUGCUCGGCCUGCCACAAAGCAAGGGGGGAUGACCCGCACCACCAGCGCGGAGACCCGCCCAAAGAUUUCGUCCUACCUGUCGGCUGGUGCCGCUACUUACUGAGAGCCCCCAACAAGGCCCAUGCUCUGAACGUGGCAGACAAAUGGCACUGCGCCUACCACGGCUCGCGCAUCUCCGAGGUCAGACGCAGCCUCGACACAUUUGAUCUCCUGCCUUCUGAUGAGGGCAGCUCCUCCGUAUCUUCCUCCUCCUCCUCCUCCUCUCUGUCCAUCCUGCUGCCCCGCCCGCUGCCCUACACGGAGAAGUCCCGGCCCGAGAACCUGGGCGGCAAACAGAUCUUCCUGUCUCCGACCAUACGGCAUGCCGGGGGGAACCAGUUCUCUCCCAAACAUAGGUUCACCGACCCAAAGACACGCAAGUCGUACGAAGCCCGCACAGCUUUCCAGGUGUGGGUCAAGCCAGGGUCGUACAAGGUCAGCCCGCAGUACCAGGAGGACAAGGCACGGGUCGACCCGCACUUCAAGAACUCGGAGAUAGACUGGGUCACAAAGGAGAGGGGUUCCACACUCCUGCACGCUUUGUUGGUGCGGGUGGAGUAGAUGGGUUAUCUGUGUGGGUGUACGUGAGUGCGUGUGUGUGUGGCACCACACUACUGCAUGUUUUAGUGUGGGUGGAGAAGAUAUGUCGUCUGUGCGUGCGCGGGUGUGUGUGUGUGUGUGUUGCUGUGACGUUUGAUUGGCUCUGGGCUUUCUGUGAUCGGCCUGCUUGGAAUGACAGGGUCAUCAUGGGCCUCAUCAGCCACACUUUGGAAAAUUUUUCUAUGAAUAGAAUUGAGCUUCAUGUCACUACGUCGUUGGUGCGCCAUUUUACGAUAUGCCUUUUCGUGUCAGCCAGGAUCGGUGGUUCCCAGCUCUGAGAGCUGCACUGUGGGGACACCACCAGUCAUUGGUGGGUUGAAAGUAUUAUAGUGUGCUUACCUCAAAGUUAGCAAUGAAAGAAAAAAAAAGUUGGACUUUUUGCACCCAGUCAUUCCCAGGUUGCGACGUGUUGGUGGAGUUAUUUUUGGUGUGGAAUGUGACCAAAUGUUUACAACUUUUAUUUACAACUUACACUGUCUCAAGUUUGAGAGACAACUCCUACUAUAGUAUUUGCCGUGUACAACGGCCGCCACUGAACUCUGUGUAUGUGUGUGUGUGUGUGUGCAUUUUGCUGUCGGUUUGAUUGUCUGUCUUUAUUCUCGACGGAAUGUGCGAGUGAUGGAAGUAUUGGUCUGACUGACUUUUGGGUUAUGUGUCGCUUUAGUGGCCGAAAGGAUGAACUGAAUUGACCGACUACUGGACUGCCGGACUACGAGACUUACUGCUGUUGUGGAGUCGUGUGAACUUUCUGUCUUUGGAGCUACAACUCUGUGGACUCAUUCAACAGGGGUUGGCCUUCACAGGGAAGGUUGAAACGGCCAGCUGCACAAACAACCUGAACUUUGUGGAUGGGGGCAUAAGGUAGCCUAUUUGCCAUCUACACGUGUCAGUGGACGAUUUACUCUUGCUAUUGGGGCCACUCCUCAGGCUGAAAUGCAGCAAAUUUUUUUUUUCUCAUGUGAAAUGAAUGACUUUUUGUGUUUCUUGUCAUCUCCUGCUUUUUUCUUCUUGUGCGUGUGUUCAGAUUCAAAUUUACCCAAAUAUGGAGUGGCUUAAAAUUCUGAUUAUUUCCUUCUUUCCGCAUGUGUGUGUUCAACCUGCCCUAAUACACCAUAAACGAGGAAUGACUUUGAAGAUUGGGAAUUAUUUUUUUCUUUCAUUCUGGAUCUGUGUAUUCAGAUACGCCUAAAUGUGCUGCAGUUGUGAAAUGAUGUGUGUGUGUUCGCCUGCGUGCAUGUUCAAACUGGGGUAAAUGUGAAGCCCUUAAUGGCUUUAAGAUUUUCCCCUGUUGUGUGGUCUACAGUGUGUGAUUGUCAGUCCGAACAUGACUUCAGGAGUGGGCGACGUACCAUGACCUGAGAUUCAAGACUUGUAUCUCCUCCCGCUUAUGUAUAGCUUAUAGAUUGGAGGCUCAGAUUAUGCUCAUUUUUCCUCCUUGUCAAGGCAGACACAGGAAUCAAAUUAUCGUUUUGUUUUGUUAGAGAAUACAAUACAUAUGUGUAGUGAUAUGACAAAAUGAGUUUCGUGUGACAUUUUGAUACCUCAUUCUUGUGAGUAUCAAAUGACAGAUCUGUUCAAGGCCAACAAGAGGGUGAAGGCAGGAAAAGUGUUUUUCUGACUGCUUUGGUCGGGGAGUCAGAAACACAGACUGGGGGAAAUCGAGGGUUUGCUUUGUUGGGUUUUUUUUAACCUCGUACAUCUGAAAACAGCUGACUGCAAGGAGCUACUCAUUUUUUUUCGCCAUUGUCGUACAUUUGCUGUUGGAUAGCAUUUGUUUAUAGCCUAAGUUUGGAGAGUUGACGGCUUGGGUUGUUGGACAUUUUUGUUUUGUGGGAAGACAUUUAUCGUUGUUUUUUGUUUUUUACUGCAUGAGUUUUGUAGAGUGGAUAAGUUCGGUUCCGGUCACGCAGCGGUGCCUAAAGAGGUUCAAGUCUUUCAGUGUCCGUGUAGUAUAUUAGCUGUCCUGUGGGUAUGACACUACUCGUCAGUUUUUAUCCCUGGUGAUCUUUUUUUUUUUUUUGCUAAUGACUGUGAUUGUGACUAGUACAUGAUAUACCAGUCAGGUUCUUGACCGCAGCAUGCAGAAGAGCGCGUUUUCAAUUCCCACCAGUGUGCGGAGGUCAUUCAUGGAGUAUCUCCGUCUGUCUGUUGGGGUCCUACUCUACGUCCUAUUCCUCCCGUGCUGCGCGUGACAAGCACGGCUGAAGCAGCCCACCUCCCAAAUGGUCUGUAUAUGACGAUGAGGAGUGUUACCACUUUCGUUGCCAUAUGACGUACCCCGUACGUCAUAAAAAUGUGUAAUUUUUAACAUUGUGCUGUACCUUGUACAUCAUGGAAGUUGGCAAAAUUUGCCGCUCCUGGUUACCCAUAUGACGUUACCUGUACGUCACGCUAAUAACCUGGCUUUAAUUCUUCUGUACGGAGUUUUAGCCACAAGCACUGUGUGGGUUUGUAUUCGAGAAUAAAAGAUGCGCAAUAUCGGUACCAAAUUUGCUAGUAUUUCUUUACUGCUAGGCUUGCAAGCUGUCGAUAGACACAGAUCUAGGCUUGCAAGCUGUCGAUAGACACAGAUCUAGGCUUGCGGGCCUUGUAAAACGAAAAAAUCGAAAUGACUUUAAAAAGGUAAAUAAAUUCACUUUUUGACUUAGAUUUGCGGGUUAUUCGAAAUUAUGAGUAAGAUGGGAGGAGAUGGGGAAUGAGAAAAGUGAUAAUUUAAGACGCUGUGUCCGAAAUAUGUCAAAAGUGUGCUAGAUCUAGACCGUGCCUCCAUUAACACUGAGACAUUGGGCUGCUGUCCUGGGUAACGAGCUCGACUAAAAGUCGGUGCUGACAGUAGGAGCGCAUACCCCCUGGCAACGAGAGGAUUAAAAAUAGUUACAAUCAUUAGCAAUCAAUUCAAUCAGGUGUAGUAUUUUUAUUUAAAUCCAAUGUUGUAUUUUUGUAUCUUAAAUAUCCAAUGUAUUCUGUUCUGUGCGUCAAGUUGUUCCUUGCAUCAAGACUAUGUUCUGCUCUGUUGUAUUAUUUGUAAAUUUUGUGGAAGAAAAGUAUAUCAUAUCCUCCUCCCCAUUGCGAACUGUUUGACCUUGCCUUGUGCACAACAUCCGGGGUCAGGACGGAGGUCAAAGCAGGGUCGGUGUUUCUUUCUCACAGAAACAGGUCACACUGAUUGUCAUCAUGGGCAAUGACUUGGGAGGGGUUGUACUUUACUUUUACUGUAAAGUGUAGAGCUGUAUAAUACGGUCUACCGAGUCUUUCUGAUUGGUUCAUUUUUGCCGUCUGUGAUUGGACCGCCCUGCUCGUAUUUAUUUGGGUGGUUCCGUCCUGUGCGUAUGUUGGAGUCACUUGAUUGGUUUUUGCUUUUUCCCCCCUCCUCCACAACAUGGCGGUCGUGUCUUCAAUGUGCUUCUCUGUGUUCUAACUUGACGGGAGGCUCUUGCGUCAUCUGUUCCCUCUACGCUGUUCACUGUUACUUUAUUAGUUGGGGUUUUUUUUCUCAUUUUCUAUUGUACAUGUGUUUAGAGAGCAGCAAUUGGAGGUUCACUUCUGUUCUGUCUCUCUAUUGUUCAUGUCUCUCUUGGUUCCACCCCCCCUCCCCUCCCUCCUUUUUUUUGGGGAGCAUGAUGCGUCUUUGCCAGAGUUUAUUACUCAAUAAGAUGUACGUAACUGUAAUAUUAAACAUGGUAUGAUAAUAAAGUGUUUAAUAGCGUCCCGUGCGCGUGGAAUGUCACAAUGUCGUUGUUAAACCUAAUGAAGUAGUGAGUUGUCACCGUAGCUCAGUAGACCAACUUUUUUACUAGUUGCUUUUUGCUCAUUAUUUAUCUGUGUUGUCUUGUCAGCUGGCAGUCGUUUUAUUUAGUGUUGUUGAAGGAUAUUGAUGGGUCAUCGCCCAGGAAACUUCUUAUACAGGAGAGGUUAAAAAUAGCUACAUUAAACUAUAAUAACAGACUUCUUCAACUCGAGGUUGGCAUAAAUGAACUGAGUUUUUAAAAAACCCAUUUUUUAAAAUACAAGAAUGAAAGUGAGCAAGCUGCAGUAUAACUCCAGUUGGGGACAACCUCUUUGUCUUUACGUUUUUGUUUGCUUUUUUUUUCCUAUGAGCCAGUGCCUCUUGCCAGUGAUAUGUCCACUGUUCCUUUGUAAGCAUCCGACGAAAAUACCAGAAAAUGAAACCCUUUGUGGAGGAGAAAAGUGGUUGUCUUGGACAGGUAGUGGUUAGAGCAGGUUUGACGGCCGUGUUGGUUGAGUUACACUGAGUGAUAUAUCGUUCUAUGACCCCGUGACAGUAUCUCAGCCUGGACUUGUCGCUACCUGGGGAAAAUGUAGGCAGGAAGACGCUGAAUACAUCUUUUAAAUGCUCUGCUAUCGGUGGUUUAUUUAUUUUUUAUCAUGCGGCUUUUGCAAGUCUCUGGUGACCUUUGAAGGGUUCGCUGUACGUUUUAUUUGUUCUUUUUUACCCUGCCAGUAAUUUGUGAUUUCCCAUUCUCAAAAUAAUGGCGUAAAACGUUUACAGUACAAUGGUAAUCUGUUACGUUUUUUUAAGUUAUGAAUUUUCAAAGUGUGCGUGCUUUGGUCAUUUGUGUGCUUGCUUUCUUGUGUUUGUGGGUGGUGUUGGUUUUUUUCCUGUAAGAAAAUAUGAGAAGUGAAGAAAUUAUUUAAUUAAAUAUAAUAUAUCAGCAGUCGAUCAAAAAGUAUUGAAAACAUUCUCUGAAUGUUUUGAGUGAAUGAGGUUAGAGAGUAUGAAAGAAUGCCGGUCGUUGGAGUGUUCUGAGUGACUACAUUGUGUGGUUUUGUUUUCCUGUCGAAGAAACAUACAGUAUAUUGGAAGGCGCCUCUGGCAUUGUCUACUUCUUUACUGUCCCUCUGUUGUUUCUGUCUGUCAGUCCUUGCUUUGUACCGGCACUAAACGAGUGUUAUUGUGCCAGUGUGCUUCUCUUUGCUCAAACAAAUGGAAGUAAGUGAUGCUUGUGGUAGUCGGUGUAGAUCGCUGGUCAGACCUGUAGAUACUGUACAUGCAUGCUGUGUGUUAUCGUUGGCCACGUGUUUGUACAAUCAUGCUGUUUGUGUUGUUAUUGUUGGCCACGUGUUUGUACAAUCAUGCUGUAUAUGUUGUUAUUGUUUGCCACGUCAUACUGUAUGUGUUGUUAUCGUUGGCCACAUGUACAAUCAUGCUGUUUGUGUUGUUAUCAUUGGCCACAUGUACAAUCAUGCUGUUUGUGUUGUUAUCGUUGGCCACAUGUACAAUCAUGCUGUAUGUGUUGUUAUCGUUGGCCACAUGUACAAUCAUGCUGUAUGUGUUGUUAUUGUUGGCCACAUAUUGUACUAUCAUGCUGUAUGUGUUGUUAUUGUUGGCCACAUGUACAAUCAUGCUGUAUGUGUUAUUGUUCGCCACAUGUACAAUCAUGCUGUAUGUGUUGUUAUUGUUGGCCACAUGUACAAUCAUGCUGUUUGUGUUGUUAUUGUUGGCCACAUAUUGUACUAUCAUGCUGUAUGUGUUGUUAUUGUUGGCCACGUAUUGUACCGUCAUGCUGUAUGUGUUGUUAUUGUUGGCCACGUUUCGGUUACAAACUUAAUUCAUGCUGUGAGAAGAAGGUUUAUUUGCUUUCCUGCAUUGACUGCUAGUUUUUUUGGGGGGUAAGAGUUUAACGGCGCUGGCAACUACAUAACGUCAUAGCUUGUUCUUUGAAAGUGAGCUCUGUAUGGGAAAGUGGUUGGAGGGUGUCACUGAUGGUCCCAAGCUUUUCUAUUCCUUCAUGUGUUUCUGUCUGUCUGCAUAUCUUGCCUUUCCCCUGCUCAUUAUGUUCUGCAUUAAUCAAACUAAAGUUCUGAGUGCAACUGGUAUAAGAAUGGGUGGUUGGAGGGCGCCACUUAAGUUAGUCCUGCUUCUGUCCUUUCCCUCUGUCUGUCUGUCUGUCUGCUGUCUGUCUUGCUUUUUUCCCUGCACUAAAUACCUGUUGUAUGGAUGUGCUCCUAUUUACUCAAACAAACAAACUGUUAAAAGAAAGAAAUAAGCAGUACAGAAAAUUCAUUAGUAUUAUUGUAUUGUAUUAUGUCCACUCAGCAGUAUUCAGCGGGUGGUUGGAGGACGCCACUUGUUGGUUUCACUUUUUUUUUCCUUCUUUCUUUCCCUCUGUGGUUUCUGUUAGACUGCCUGUCUGCCUCCCUGUUCCCCUGAACUAAAAGAUUCUUACUUAUAAUCUGAAUGUAUGCUUAUUCUCAAACGAAGCGAAGUAAUGAGCAAUGUUGAGCGGAGGAUUGCUGGGCUUUAUUCCAGCGGUGUUCAGAGAAGGCAAAAGCCGUACCUCGUCUAGUGGGGUCCGGGUUGCUCUCCAUUAUUUUAUACUGCUUUUACUUUUACGCCUAGAUAUUUAGGGGGGGGGGGGUCUUCUGGAAGUCAAGCUGCUCACUUCUUGUAUGGGUGGGAGGUUUAAGGGCACCACUUGGUAAGUCCUGCUUCUUUUCUGUCCCUCUAUUGUUUUUGUCGGUCCAUCUUGCUUUUUCCCAGUAUUAAAUGACAAAUGUUAUAUCGACUCAAUGUAUUUCUCUUUACUUAAACUAGAUUUGUUGUGUUUUACUAUCUUAUCCAUACGAUUUUGGGAACUCUGUGCCCCCACUUUCCAAAGAGGAAAUUUACUCGUUAUUCCGAUCCGUACGUUUUGCAUAGCAGUCUGUCAAAAUGAUUUUUUGAGAAAUACUGAAAGUUCCAAAAAGAUCUUCGCUCUAUAAGUAUUGUAAAAUGUGAAGAAUACAACCACUGGGGUAGGAAAUGACCCCAGGCGUACGGAUAGGGUUAAACUAGUUUUGUUGUGGUGUUGGUAGUUUUUCUCAUAAUGUCACUGAACAAAGGAGUUUGAACUUGAACUUAGUUUUUGAUUUGUUCGUCUGUGGCUUUUCUGUUGUAAACUUUUAUAUGCUGGGUCUCCGAGUGCUUUUGUCAGUAAACCUGUCUUGAUGAUGUUUGUUACUUCUUUGAUCUUUUAAAGUACAUUAGUUUUAGUUUAUGCUUGCUUGAUGGGGCGUAAGAGAAUUGGACAAUUGUAGAAUUUCAGUUUGAUGUGAAUUGCAAAUAUACUGAUGGCUGAGUUCAAGACGCCACCAAGCACCAAAUUGCAUAAUUUCAGGGGUGAGGGGGGGGGGAAUUCAUGUGUCAAUUUAGUAUGAUGGUAUAUAUUUGUUUUUAUGCUUUUGAGUAUUUGAGAGGAUCUCGACAGUGGAUACAUACAAUUCAUCUGGACCCCGAUGUAACGACCCAGCAUUUACUUAUAUUUGUCAAAAUUUUGUCUCAGUCUCUCAGGACCUCUGCAUUCCAAAGGGGAAGAGCAGCAGUGAAUAGAUCUAUAUACUGUAGAUGUAGCAACAAUGAAUGCACUGUGGAUGUCUUCUUGACAAUGCCGAGAUUUGAAUACUUAAACCUGUGGGGCUUUUUCUAUUUUAUAAAUACAUCUUGAGAGGGUGAAUGUUUCCUACUCUGUGGGCUCUUUAAUUUAUUUUGAGGGUGAAAUCACAUAAACAUGGACUUACAUGGUGAGGAUGAAUGAUUUUUUGUGUAUGAUAUGUAGACUGGCUGAACAAAGAUGGCACAACAUGUUUGUUAUCUUGUGUGACUGACGCGUGCUGUGCUUUGUGGCUGAUGCUGUAUGUGACGUGUAUGGUGAACAAUGUUGUAAACCUUGUGUGCUAGUGUGGAUGACGUUGUACUUUGUAUGUCAUAUUUAAAACAUUACUCUAUGAAUGACACUGUUCUGUAUGUGGUGUUUUAUGUGAAUGAAGCUGUACGCGAUGUGUUAUUUAAUGUGCAUAGCUGCCAACCAGUACAUAUAAAAUGUUUUUGAGGGUCUGAUUACGGAAGUCCGUUGGCAUACUUGUGUACGCUCCUAUUUCUAGUACCGGUAUUGCUCCUCACAGGCUUGCUGAUACUGGAGAGAAAUUGUGAACUUUCAAGAUUUGAGUUACGAAUGAUAUUGAGAAUGAAAUUGAGAGGACAAUUGUAGUCGUGUCCUUUCCCAUUGACAGUUAUUGAACAGGAAUGUAUUGAAUGCAGGAAAAUAUGUGUGCAAAGGGUUUGGAGAGGGGUUAUUGCAUCAAUACCCACCGCCUUGACUUGCCGUGUGAAUAUAGAGUCCGUUUUCUUUUUAGUUUUUGGUUUUGGAAAGUGGGCAGCUAUGAAUGUGAAUGGUGCAAUGAGACGGCACUUGAUGUGUUGUGUGAAUGUCUUUGUAUAUGAUGUGUCGUAUGUAUGAAAUACUCUGUGUAUGUGUAAUGUAAAUUAAUGCUAUUCAUGAUGGAUUAUGUGAAUGAUUCUCUAUGAUAAGUGUAAUGGGAAAGACAAUAAUAUGAAUGAAUGAAUCUCAUCCAAGAUGUUCCCAGAGAAUGACAAAUCCUUUUUCCCCCCUGACACUUCCAUUGCCAUACCUUCACUCGCCUACCCUCGUUCUUUGUCAAAGUUUUUUUUUUUUCUUUCUUUUUGUUCAUGAAGUGGAGAGUCCAAACUGCGGCUUAAGUGGACAGUGUUUGCCAUGUGAUAUUGUGGAGCUAGUCCAGUGACUGGUGACUUUGUGUUUUGUAGACGUGUGCUUGUCAGAGAGUGGCAGAGAGGCCAGGCUCCACCUCUCCAAUCAUUUUUGAUGAAUUAAAAGAAAUUUUUAUUUCAUUUU